AUGGAUCUUCAAGCCAUGAAUCCCAGCUUAACUCAACCCGAUCGAAGAGUACUCGAGUUGCUACUUAACGAUGUACGACAAAAGAAUACAGCCAAUUCUUCGGACACUGCUGCAUAUCAAGAAAGCCAAGCUAAAAUCGACGAACAAAUUUCGAUUCUAGAAGCACUCAACGAUGAAAACGACGAGAAAUUCCAACCUACAGUAUUCACAACUUGGGAUCAAGAAGAUCUUGAGCGCCUUCCCGGUCCUUUAUACCAAUAUAUACUUAAGCCAUACAUACAAUGGGGGAAAGGAGUGGUACGUCGGCCAACGGAUGUUGUCUUCCUCACACAUAUCAUCCUUUACCUUACCACAUCGGUCCCGAGCGCUAUAAUUCUAUACAACCGAUUCUCCUUGAUACACGGAUUCUGCCAUUUGAUCAUGCAGGCUCUCUACUGUGGACCAUUCACGCUCAUGCUUCACAAUCAUAUUCAUAACAACGGAGUCUUGGUUAAGAAAUACGCAUGGCUCGACAAAACCUUCCCAUACCUUCUCGAACCUCUCAUGGGUCAUACUUUACAUUCAUACUACUACCAUCAUAUCAAAUGCCACCAUGUUGAGGGUAAUGGACCGGACGAUCUUUCUUCGACUCUGCGGUAUCAGCGGGACGAUAUAGUUGAUUUUCUAAAGUAUUGGGGUCGUUUCAUGUUCUUGAUCUGGCUAGAGCUCCCAUUGUAUUUUUUCCGGACCAAAAAGACCAAAUUGGCAUGCGAAGUACUCUUCUGGGAGGUUGGCUCAUAUGUGGGCAUGUAUACGAUGGCUAGGUUGAAUUUCUGGCCAACCCUCUUCGUGUUAUUGAUACCAUUCCUGCAAAUGCGAAUUGGAUUGAUGGUGGGCAACUGGGGUCAGCAUGCAUUGGUUGAUGAGAUUGAUCCGGAUUCAGAUUAUAGGUCAUCCAUUGUUCUGAUUGAUGUAGGGAGCAAUCGAUUCUGCUUCAACGACGGUUGGCAUACGGCCCAUCAUCUCAACCCACUUCGACAUUGGCGCGACCAGCCACUUAGUUACCUCAAAGGAAAGCAUAACUACGAUUCUGGCAAAGCUCUCGUCUUCCAAAAUAUCGAUUACAUUAUGAUGUUCGUUAAACUCAUGCAAAAGGACUAUGAACAUCUUGCUGGAUGUCUCGUCCCAACAGGAGAGAAUAUUGGGAAGAGCAAGCAGGAAUUGGCGGAUAUGUUGAGGACGAAGACCCGCAAAUUCACAGAGGAGGAUAUCCAGAAGAAGUUCAAAAGUAAAAAAGCCUCCUAG
This is a messenger RNA of Sclerotinia borealis F-4128, 1284 nucleotides long. The record is from the annotation of a GenBank genome assembly. Lineage: Eukaryota; Fungi; Ascomycota; Leotiomycetes; Helotiales; Sclerotiniaceae.